Didymodactylos carnosus is the source of this 1974-nucleotide messenger RNA. NCBI's taxonomy places the organism in Eukaryota, Metazoa, Rotifera, Eurotatoria, Philodinida, Philodinidae. The record is from the annotation of a GenBank genome assembly.
AUGUUAAGUCACCGAAAAGGUGGACAGCAACAACACCCGUACGGAAGUCAACAACAUUCACAAGGGUACCCUCAGUACGGUGCAGGUCAGCAACAGUACGGCGGAGGCCAGCAGCAGUACGGUGGAGGCCAGCCUCCUUUCCAGGGACAGCAGCCACCGUUCGGACACGACCAGCAAGGCCAUGGCUACGGAGGACUACAACCACCUCAGCAGCAGCAAUUCCAUGGUGGCAACAACCAACCUCAAGGUGGCUACAAUCAGCCUCCACCUCAGUAUGUUGAUGUUGGAAGUGGAAUGACAACAUCACAAGAUGAGGAUUAUGUCCUAAGUAGCGCAUUACUAGUUUCACCAUCUGAAAAUGUUGUCACACUCGAUGAAGUCAUUCAACAUUGUGGUUCACUAAAUCGUUUUCAGUACUUCCAUUACUUCUUUCUCAAUCUAAUUCCAAUAACAUCUGGUAUUAUUGCUUUCUACUACGUAUAUGGUGUUGCAGAGCCUUUGCAUCGUUGCCAUUUACCAGACACUAUUUGGUUAAACGACCAAUAUCAUCCAUUCAACUCGACUCAUCAAUAUUUAAUUGAUUUAUGGAUACCAACUCAAGACAAAUGUACCAUUCGUAAACCGUUAUCCAGUAAUUUAUCUCAGCCAAGUAACGAAACAAUCGCUUGCAUAAAAUGGGUUUAUGAUCGAACAGUAUUUGGACGUACAUUUACAGAAGAUGCCAAUUUCGUUUGUCUUAAUAGUGUAAAACGAAGUUUUUUAUCAUCAGCAUUACAAAUGGGCGCAAUGUUUGUGUUGUUCACCGGACAACUAGGUGAUAAAAUUGGACGAAGAAAAUCGAUACAAAUCAUUAGUAUUAUUCUGUUAACAACAUGUGUCGUAACACAAAUUCUUCUACAAUUUGUUCCAAUGACAAUAAAUACAAAAUUUGGAUUAUUACUAUUAAAUCAGUUUGUAUCAGGUAUUGAUUCUUAUAUGAUCGUCUUUGUUUUACUCAUGGAAUUGACCAAUUCGACACAUACAAGUUUUGCUGGUAAUCUUGCUUUGGUUACGUUUACAUUAGGCGAAAUAAUCGUCACAUUAUUUGCUUAUUUAUGCAAAAGCUGGUUACUGUUAAAAUGGGCUGUUACUUUCUUUAUUCUGCUUAUCGUCCCCUAUCUAUAUUUUAUUCCAGAAUCUCCCUACUGGUUAUAUUCAAAACAGAAAUACGAUCAGUUAGAGAUACAACUACGACAAAUAGCUGAGGAAAAUCGCCAACAAGAAUCUAACUGGUUCCCGUAUUAUCAAAAGCUCCUAAAAAAUCCAGCAGAUAAUUUGCAAUCAGAAAUGUCUCGUGGACACAAGAUAAAACGUCUGAUGACACAUAGUCCAAUAAUGUCCAAAUUAUUGAUAUCCGGCGCCAUUGGAUUCACAGCAAUGUUGUUAUACAUCAAAAUCUCGUAUGGUCUAGCUGCGAUGGAAAAUGUCAAUCCUUAUCUAAACAUCAUUAUCGGGGCUAUUGUAGAAAGUAUUGGAUAUUUAUCUGCCUGGGUAUUAAUGACAAAAAUUGGUCGUAAACGCUCACUUCUUUUCUAUAUACUGUUGACUACAGUCUGCGUAUUAAUGAUCCCGUCAACUAUAAAAUAUAAUCCAGUGAUCACUGUUAGUAUCGCUCAGUUAGGGAAAUUAGCGAUUAGCGGUGCUGUUUGUGUGUCGUAUAUUUAUGUGCCAGAACUGUUUCCCACAACAAUUCGUUCAGGUGCAUCGGGUUUCUUUGCGUGUAUUGGAAGAAUUGGGGCCAUUAUUGCACCUCUAAUCGAUACAUCCUUGAAGGAAAAAGAUUUACACAUCACAUUCUACAUUUAUGCUUUAUUAGCAAUCAUCAUACUCGGUCUAACGUUUGUUCUACCAGAAACAAAAAAUCAACCAUUUCAAGAUAAAAUCGAUUAUACAAAGAAAAAGUUGAAGAAAACGACCACAAACAACACGAAUUAG